UGACUCUAGUUGCAAUGGCAGCAUAAUCCCUGAAAGUUCAGAUGUUCAUUCUGAAGUAGAAGAUACUGUUUACUUAGUUUUAGAGAAUAUUUUAGACAGAGUUUUGAGGAGUACAAUUACAGCUUUUAUAGUCCCAAAAAAGACCAAUGUAACGUUUGUUCAAGAUACAAAAAAGCACAGUCGAAAGAAAAGCUAGAAGAAGAAUACCAAGAGCAUAUACAGGGUGUAAACCUAAUACGGGCGAACCUCUUAACGGUGACACUGACAAAGCUCGUGCUAAUGUAGACGAAACGUUCAUGUCAAUAACUAUGGAUUUACAGGCAGUUUUGCAAAUACCUUAUGGCGGAGAAAGUCUACUGUACUACAUGAGAAAAUUAGUUCUAUUCAAUUUUACCAUUUAUGAAGCUAGUCUUCCAAAUAAUGCUUAUUGUCUUUGCUGGAGUGAAAUAAAUGGUAAUAAAGGCAGUUGUGAAAUCGGAUCAUGCCUUUACUACUACUUGUCUCAAUUACCUGAAACCGUGACAGAAUUAAGCAUUUUUUCGGAUACGUGCAGCGGUCAGAACCGAAACCAAUACAUUUCUGCUCUCUUAAUCUGGACAGUACAAAAAAUAGACCACCUACAAAUAAUUGAGCAAAAGUUUCUUGAAAGUGGCCAUAGCCACAUGGAAGUAGAUUCGAUGCAUGCAGCUAUUGAAUAUGACUCGAAAAACGUAUCAAUUAAUAGCGUUUCUGAUUGGAAAAAUGUCUUUAAAUUUGCUAGAACUAAAAAAACAAAGUACGUUACCAGUGACGAAGGAAAGAAAAAAAUUAAAAUUGAUAGCUAUAAAGUGAAAGAGUUUAAAUAUAACGAGAUGUUGGACUUGAAAAAGCUCAGUGCUGCUAUAAUGAAUAAUAAAAACAAAGAUACCACGAAUGAGGCUGUAAACUGGCUGAAAAUGAAAAGGAUUCGGUAUGUAAAAGGUGAUUUUAAAAUUUACUUUAAUUACGACAUGUCUGAGGAUUUUCGUCAGUUAGAUAUUUCAUAUAAAAAACCAAAUAUACCGAGAACAAGAGCUAAGAGACAGUCUAACCCACCAUCCGUUGCAAUGCCGUGGCCAGAAGAGUUAGAGGCAAGAUACAGCAGUCAGUUACCUAUAAGCAUUGCUAAGAAAAAAGAUGUAGAAACCAUGUGCCGGAAACAAAUUAUACCUGAGGAGUACCAUGGAUGGAUAAGAAGCUUAAAAAUAUUUGUCGGCAACGCACCAAAUUAUUCAGAUGAAGAAUAACACCGUUCUGACUUGUAGAUUAACUUCUUUUGUUUGAUUUUUUUAUAACUAAUAAACCCUCUUAGUAACAAUUACGGCUUUUUUAU
This is a messenger RNA of Leguminivora glycinivorella, 1351 nucleotides long. RefSeq lists its product as uncharacterized. The record is from RefSeq and is a predicted model, not a curated record. The transcript is spliced from 2 exons. Lineage: Eukaryota; Metazoa; Arthropoda; Insecta; Lepidoptera; Tortricidae. The coding region runs from base 297 to 1265 and encodes 322 amino acids.